Drosophila teissieri is the source of this 905-nucleotide messenger RNA. Its product is annotated as PR domain zinc finger protein 4. Gene Ontology annotation, cellular component: nucleus. Gene Ontology annotation, molecular function: DNA-binding transcription factor activity, RNA polymerase II-specific; RNA polymerase II transcription regulatory region sequence-specific DNA binding. The record is from RefSeq and is a predicted model, not a curated record. The transcript has a single exon. Lineage: Eukaryota; Metazoa; Arthropoda; Insecta; Diptera; Drosophilidae. Gene Ontology annotation, biological process: regulation of transcription by RNA polymerase II. Bases 104 to 883 code for a protein of 259 amino acids.
AUUACUUUCCAUCUUUCAAUGACAAUGACAGGCCACUUUCUCACUUUCUUUUUACCCUUCUUCCUGUCGAAACACAAGAACCCACCGGAACCCACAAAGCAUCAUGACAAGUGCUGGCGACUGGAUUUCCGAGGACCUGGAACCAGCUACUCUGCUGUCGGUGCAGGAGGAAAAUGGCGUUGUUACCAAGGUGUACGUGGCUCCCUGUUUGGAGCCGAUAACAAAGGUUGAACCCCUGUUGGAGCGAAAGCCAGAACUUUUCCCGGAGGCCAACACGCUGCUCUUCCACUGUCCGUUUUGCUGUAAUGGGAUCCGCACGGGCGGGGCCUACAAGGUUCAUCUGAUGGCCUGCGAAAGACGCUUUGCAUGGAUGAUGAAGGAUGGCCCGGCCGUGCCCCAGUUGCAAUGCAGCAUUUGUAAGGAAACUUUCUCCUCGGUGGCAGCCCUGAUCAGCCACAGGCUCCAGCACAGCAGUCCAUCAAUGAAUCGCACCUGCGGAUCGUGCCAUGUAAUGUUCGAGACGGAGCUGGAGUAUCGCACCCAUUUGGAGAGCCAUCUGAUACCACGAGAAUCCAAGGAUGAGUCCUACGAAGGGGCAUACACCAUCACCAAACUCUUCAAUUGCCUCUUCUGUCGCAAGGAGUUCUUGGCCUGCUUUAGACCUGGCCAAGUGAGCCGUCGAUAUGCCUGCGACGAAUGUGUCCAAAGGCUGAAGACCCAGGAGGCGGAGAAGAAGCCGAAGAAGAGAAAGGCCGAUUUAUGCUGUGAUCGCUGUGGGAGAAAGUACAAGUAUGAGGGUUUCCUUAACCGUCAUUUGAAGACUUGCCAGGUACCGGAGAGAUACAAAAGGAAGCGAGAGCUGGAAAUUGACGAAGCUAGUUAACCAACAGACAAAUUUUCCAGCA